AUGUCACUGCCAGGCCAGACACUGGUCUGGGUUCAGAGCGUCCUGCACAGGUUCCUAGACGGCAGUGGACCUCGAGCGAAAAUCCUCGACCCUAAGCUCCCUACUCCUCCAGCAAAGGUGGUUGCCGAACGCCCCAGUCAGCGUUCCAUCCUCACCCAUCCAUCCGAGAGGGAAUACUUUGACAGCAUCGCACCCAGGUCUGUCGCAGAUGCUCCGUUGCCGUCUUUUGACCCCGGCGUCUUCGACAACGAGCUGCUCAAACUGAAGUUGUACUCGAUCAUUGACCCCAGGAGUCCUUCUCUUGCCCUGGAGCCGGAAGGAAACAUCGUUGAGGGUACCUACAUGGGCACCCAGGUUGCCCUGACUGAGGCCUACUCUCGGAUCGAGCAAACAUUUGCCUCUCUACUUAAUGUCCUAGGCAUUGAGCCGACAUUGCCCAGAUACAUCGGCCUUGAAGAGCAGAAGAAGCUCUAUCAAUUCUCAGCAUAUCCAAAGAACGCUGACGGCACGUGGGCCAACUAUCCGCCCCAUCUUAGACACAUUCCACCGGAUCACGCUCUCAGCCCGUUCGGCAUAUUUGAUGCCAUUGGCCUUGUUGAGACACAGGUGAUUCUUCAGAAGAUCACUCCUACCGAGGAAGGAAUCAUCGGGCGCACGAAAGAGUGGCUGCUUGAAAAGGCGCGCGCAGGAGCUUUUGGUGGCGACCCUGAGAAGGGUUUCAAAAUUCAGGAUGUCGUCGACUACAACAAGUACCACCGCAAGUUUGGCAGUGAUAUCACGGGCGGCGGUAACAUUGGCCUUCUUGACGACUGGUACGGCGAUCGCCGUUUUGCGGACCAGCAGUUCACAGGUACCAACCCGACCACGAUCACCCAGGCCACGCCGGCCUGGAUCUCUGAGUUCUCCAAGGCGGCGAAAGCUGGUAAAUAUGACAAAUGGGUCGCCGCGCUUUCCAGAGCCGACCCCAAGUCCCUCUUCGUGCAAGAUGGCAGCUACUUCCGAACGGCUAUCGGCGUGUCCAACCCCGAGGCCAUCCUCAACCACCAGCAACCGGGCAGCAGCCACAAUUGGGCUGUUGGUUCGGUGAGCCUGUUCCAACUGCACGAAGAUGGCAAGCUGCACCCAAUUGCCAUCUGCAUUGACUACAAGGGGUCCAUGGACAAGUCGGUUACCAUCUUCAACAAGCGCAUGACGCCCAAUGACUCCGUCCACAGCGAGAAGGAAGACUGGCCGUGGCGAUACGCCAAGACAUGUGCCCAGGUGACGGACUGGAUGAGACAUGAACUGGCCGUGCAUCUCACCCUCUCACACCUCGUCGAGGAGGCCAUCAUUGUGGCGACGAACCGCACCAUUCCGAUGGAGCACCCCGUGUACAGGUUGCUCUCGCCGCAUUGGUACAAGACGCUGUCGCUCAAUGCCGCCGCGCGCGCCACUCUUGUUCCACAAGUUAUCGUGGACCUUGUCGGCAUCAGCCCGGACCAAUGCUAUAGCUUUCUGCGUGACGCCUACGAUAAAUACGAUUUUGUGGGGAGCUACGUGCCCAAUGACCUCCGGCGCCGCGGGUUUCCCGACACGCAGGAAGGCUUGCAGCACGCGCGGUACAAGAACUACCCGUACGCCAAGAAUGUCCUUGCGCUGUGGACCACGCUCAGAGCGUACGUCAAGACAAUGCUGCAGCGAGCCUUCCCAUCUGACGAGAGCGUUGCCGCCGACAAGUACAUCCAAGACUGGGCGAGGGAGGUGCAGACGGCAGCGUUCAUGCCGUCCUUCCCGACACUCAAGACGUUGGACGCGCUUGUCGACGCCGUCACUAUGUGCAUCCACAUCGCCUCGCCCUUCCACAGCGCCGUCAACUACCUGCAGAACUUUUACCACAUGUUUGUCAUUGCCAAGCCGCCGUCGCUGAGUCGGGAGCCGCCCAAAACGCUGGAGGAACUGAGAGCCUACAAAGAGGCCGACCUGGUGGCAUCGCUGCCGGUUAACAGGCAGCGGCAGUGGCUCUUGGCUGCACAGGUGCCGUGGCUGUUGAGCUUCAAGGUGGACUCGGACCGGAGCUUGAUAAAUUAUGCUGCUAGUCAGUGGAAUGUGUUUAAGCACAAGCACAAGCCCUCGGAGCAGGUGGUGAGGGAUGCUAGUAAGAAAUUGUAUGAGGACUUGCAGGCGCUGCAGAAGACGUUCUAUUACAACAGUAGAGCUAUGGAUAAGGGGAGCAUACCGUAUAUGGUCUUGGAUCCUGGGCUCACGGCUGUUUCGAUCUUGAUCUGA
Canariomyces notabilis is the source of this 2265-nucleotide messenger RNA. RefSeq names its product Lipoxygenase. The transcript has 2 exons. The coding region runs from base 1 to 2265 and encodes 754 amino acids. The record is from RefSeq and is a predicted model, not a curated record. Gene Ontology annotation, biological process: lipid oxidation. NCBI's taxonomy places the organism in Eukaryota, Fungi, Ascomycota, Sordariomycetes, Sordariales, Chaetomiaceae. Gene Ontology annotation, molecular function: metal ion binding; oxidoreductase activity, acting on single donors with incorporation of molecular oxygen, incorporation of two atoms of oxygen.